GCCCACCUUGUAUUCGUCUUCCCCGUCGACGAGGCGCUCGACAUCGACUGCAAUGGCACGUACAGCGACGACAGCGACGACAAUCACAGCUUCAAGAAAGCGCAAGUCCACUGGAGACAUUCCGAAAGAUGGUGCGUCGGCCAAGGACGCCAAACGGCCACGCACGACCCUCGACAGGUUCUUCUCCCCACAGGUUCCCGUAUCGAGCAGCACAAAGGGGGACUCUAAUACUGGCACUACCAGUAGCCGGGACACUGUGGCGUUAAACGACGAACAAAGAAAGAUCCUCCAAAUGGUAGUCGACGAGGGGAAGAAUGUCUUCUUUACGGGUGCAGCUGGCACUGGAAAGAGUCUGCUGCUGAGGGCCAUUAUAUCGGCCUUGCGUCGGAAGCACGCCAAGAAAGCAGAGGUUGUCUCUGUUGUUGCGAGCACAGGCAUGGCCGCCUCAAAUAUCGGAGGAAUGACAAUUCACUCAUGGGGAGCAGUCACGCCUGGAAUGACGAAUAUUGAGAGGCAAAUCAGUUGCAUCAAGACAUGCAAACCGGCGUUCCAGCGAUGGAAGGCGACCAAGGUGCUCGUCAUCGAUGAGAUCUCCAUGGUUGAUGGCGAGCUAUUUGAGCUGCUUGCGUCUCUAGGCGACAGGCUACGGAGGAAGACAGACAAGCCGUUCGGAGGUCUCCAGGUUCGUCUACGCGAUCCUCUGUUGUGGCUAUCUUGACGCCCCGUACUGUAGCUCGUCAUCACUGGCGACUUC
This is a messenger RNA of Rhodofomes roseus, 754 nucleotides long. Its product is annotated as PIF1-like helicase-domain-containing protein. Gene Ontology annotation, molecular function: ATP hydrolysis activity; DNA helicase activity. Gene Ontology annotation, biological process: DNA repair; telomere maintenance. NCBI's taxonomy places the organism in Eukaryota, Fungi, Basidiomycota, Agaricomycetes, Polyporales, Fomitopsidaceae. The coding region runs from base 53 to 718 and encodes 221 amino acids. The transcript is spliced from 5 exons. The record is from RefSeq and is a predicted model, not a curated record.